AUGCCAAAGGAAAAAUAUGAUCCUCCAGAUCCUCGCAGAAUUUACACCAUCAUGUCAGCAGAAGAGGUAGCCAAUGGGAAGAAGUCACACUGGGCUGAACUAGAGAUCUCGGGUAGAGUGCGGAGCUUAAGUACGUCCCUUUGGUCGCUGACGCACUUGACUGCUCUGCACCUCAAUGACAAUAAUCUUACUCGCAUUCCACCUGAUAUUGCCAAGCUUCAUAAUCUGGUUUACCUGGAUCUGUCAUCCAACAAACUCAGAAGUUUACCAGCAGAACUAGGAAACAUGGUAUCUCUCAGGGAAUUGCUUUUAAAUAACAAUCUGUUACGGGUUUUGCCUUAUGAACUUGGACGGCUCUUCCAGCUACAAACCCUAGGUUUGAAAGGCAAUCCUUUGUCACAAGAUAUUCUCAGCCUCUACCAGGAUCCAGAUGGAACUCGAAAGCUACUGAACUACAUGCUUGACAAUCUAGCAGGUGACAGCCCUACAAAUCUGACUGACAGAAUUCAUCCAGAGCAGCUGCCUCCAAGGCCGUGGAUUACUUUAAAAGAACGAGACCAAAUUCUGCCCUCAGCUUCAUUCACAGUUAUGUGUUACAAUGUGUUGUGUGAUAAAUAUGCCACCCGGCAGCUCUAUGGCUACUGCCCAUCUUGGGCACUCAAUUGGGAGUAUAGAAAAAAGGGAAUAAUGGAAGAAAUUGUCAACUGCGACGCAGAUAUCAUUAGUCUUCAGGAAGUGGAAACAGAGCAAUACUUCACCCUUUUUCUGCCAGCUUUGAAAGAACGAGGAUACGAUGGAUUCUUUUCUCCAAAGUCACGUGCCAAAAUCAUGUCUGAGCAGGAGAAAAAACAUGUGGAUGGCUGUGCAAUAUUCUUCAAAACCGAAAAAUUUACGCUGGUGCAGAAGCACACCGUGGAGUUCAACCAGGUGGCGAUGGCUAACUCUGAAGGUUCAGAAGCUAUGUUAAACAGAGUGAUGACGAAGGACAACAUCGGAGUCGCCGUGGUGUUAGAGGUGCACAAAGAAUUAUUUGGAGCAAGUGAGUAUGGCCGUGGUAUGAAAUCGCUUCAUGUGGACAAACAGCUGCUUAUUGUGGCCAAUGCCCACAUGCACUGGGACCCUGAAUACUCUGAUGUGAAACUCAUUCAGACCAUGAUGUUUGUCUCGGAACUGAAAAAUAUCCUCGAGAAAGCCUCGAGCAGGCCUGGCAGCCCAACAGCAGAUCCUAACUCUAUCCCUCUGGUGCUGUGUGCGGAUCUCAACUCACUGCCUGAUUCAGGUGUAGUGGAAUACUUAAGCAAUGGCAUAGUAGCUGACAACCACAAGGACUUCAAGGAGUUGCGUUAUAACGAGUGUCUCAUGAACUUCAGUGGCAAUGGAAAAAACGGGGCUUCUGAAGGAAGAAUUACGCAUGGCUUCCAACUCAAGAGCGCCUAUGAAAACAACUUGAUGCCUUACACCAAUUACACUUUUGAUUUCAAAGGUGUGAUUGACUACAUUUUCUAUUCCAACACUCACAUGAACGUGCUUGGUGUCCUGGGGCCUUUGGACCCUCAGUGGCUGGUUGACAACAACAUCACUGGGUGUCCACACCCUCACAUCCCUUCAGACCACUUCUCACUGUUAACACAACUCGAACUCCAUCCUCCGCUCCUGCCUCUUGUCAACGGUGUGCACUUGCCUAACAGGAGGUAG
Messenger RNA from Eurypyga helias (sunbittern), 1695 nucleotides. RefSeq names its product CCR4-NOT transcription complex, subunit 6-like (gene CNOT6L). Gene Ontology annotation, molecular function: protein binding; poly(A)-specific ribonuclease activity. The transcript has 11 exons. The record is from RefSeq and is a predicted model, not a curated record. Gene Ontology annotation, biological process: nuclear-transcribed mRNA poly(A) tail shortening. Gene Ontology annotation, cellular component: CCR4-NOT complex; cytoplasm; nucleus. The coding region runs from base 1 to 1695 and encodes 564 amino acids. NCBI's taxonomy places the organism in Eukaryota, Metazoa, Chordata, Aves, Eurypygiformes, Eurypygidae.